This is a messenger RNA of Thamnophis sirtalis, 1837 nucleotides long. RefSeq names its product endonuclease domain containing 1 (gene ENDOD1). Lineage: Eukaryota; Metazoa; Chordata; Lepidosauria; Squamata; Natricidae. Gene Ontology annotation, molecular function: nucleic acid binding; hydrolase activity; metal ion binding. The record is from RefSeq and is a predicted model, not a curated record.
AGGCUCCGCGGCUCACAAGCUCCCGGGUGGCCGGCCAGGAUCGCAGCCAGCAAGGAAGGCAGGAAGACAGGCAGGAACCCUCGGCGGGAGCGUCUCUCUCCCUCUCCCUCUCUCCGUGCCUGAAGCGCCGGCCGUUUCUUCUCUCCCUUCGGGCCAAGAGCCUCCGGCCGGUCUUGCCGUCCCUCGCCCACGAUGCGAGCCGCCUUCCCCGCCUGCCUCCUGGCCUUGCUGGCUUGGGCCGCCUCCACCGGCGAGGGCCGAGUGGUGGGCGACGACCAGCCGGGCUUCGCCGAGUGCGAUGCCUUCUUCUACGGGCAGGCGCCCCCCGUGGGCUUCCCGGCCGAGCAGGUGGCCAAGGUCUGCCAGAAGUACCGCGGGGAGCCGCGCUUCGCCACCCUCUACAGCACGCGGGAGAAGGUGCCGCUUUUCGCCGCCUUCCGAUACACCCCAGGGGAGGCCGCCGGGCAAGAGGAGCAGGAGGAGGAGCAGGAGGCGCGCUGGCUGGUGGAGCCGCAGAUUGAUGACCCUGGAAACAAACAGGAAGAAAUGAUGCCCGAAGCUGAGAUUGCAGAGGCAUUGGAACAUCUGGGGAGAAACCAGGCCCUCAUGGCAGACUAUGUAGACUCUGGCUACGAGAGGGGGAACCUGAACCCCAGCUACCUUCAUAAGGAUGACCAUCACGUUGCCACCCACACACUGACCAAUGCAGUGCCACUCUCCCCUCCUUUCCAGGAACUUUGGCACUGGGAGGUUGAGCAGCUGGUCACCCACAGUUUGGCUCCCAACUGUGAAAAUGGGAAAGAUCUCCAUCUCCUCUCCGGAGCAAUACCUUCCUCUCUCAAAGUAAAGGACAAAAUGGCGGUCCCCAAAUCCGUCUGGCUGGCAGCUUGCUGUGACAAUGGUGCCGAGACCUGGUCGGUGGGAUUUAUCAAAGAGGCCAAUGCGGAGAGUCGCCUGGAAGACCUCACGUUAGAAGCUCUUGAGAAGAAGCUUCCUGCUGGAGCUGAGCUCUUCAAGGACCACUGUGGCCAAGACAGGCAGGAUCCUAAGAAGCUGGAGGCAGUGUUGCGCUCGGCGAAGGAUGUCCAGGCGAAGAAACCGGACAAACCACGCGUGAAAAAGCCCACUCAGAGCAAGCACACUCAGACCGCCAAGGAGGAGAGCGGCUUCCUGAAAAACCUUUGCCACUUCAUUGUUACCCCCAUCUGGAAACUGGUUAAAUUUGUUUGCUAUCUGAUUUGCCAACUUGUGAAAGGCGUGUGGUGUUUGCUGAGGUGGAUUGUCCAGAAGAUUUUGUGUGCUGUGUGGACCUUCAUCAAAGGGAUAAGCCUGGCUCUUCUGGAUAUCUUUAUCUGCCUGGGCCGAGUGGGUGUCAGCAUCUUGAAUGGCAUUGCGAAAAACAUCUACAAUGUCCUGAUGGUGACCUACAGGAUUCUUAGCGUCCCCGUUAACCUGAUCCUGGAUAUUGUGUCUUUCCCUUUUUACACCCUGGGUGCCAUUCCUGGUGUGCUCAAAGAUAUCGCUUCAGGCAUUGGAGGCCUAUUCAUAUUGGUCAUCAAUGCUACCACAAGCUUGGUGAAGGGCCUAAACCAUGUUGUGUCUUUCCUAGCUAGCAAGAUUCUUCCCACGACUGUUUUUUAAGACUGACUCCAGAGAUUAUCUUCCAAAAGCAAUAUUUGUCUUCUCUUAUUGCUUAUCUUCAGCUAUUCUUAUACGUAUUUAUUGUGGUGACAUUUCCAGUGAUGAACCGAUGUUCUGGUAACAUGGGUGAGCUUAUGUAAGCCUGAAAUGGGGAUUUAAUGGCAAAUUAAAAUUGCACUUAUUGUAAAACGUUGAA